Orbicella faveolata is the source of this 949-nucleotide messenger RNA. RefSeq names its product tubulin polyglutamylase TTLL7-like. NCBI's taxonomy places the organism in Eukaryota, Metazoa, Cnidaria, Anthozoa, Scleractinia, Merulinidae. Gene Ontology annotation, biological process: protein polyglutamylation; microtubule cytoskeleton organization. The record is from RefSeq and is a predicted model, not a curated record. Gene Ontology annotation, cellular component: ciliary basal body. Gene Ontology annotation, molecular function: tubulin binding; tubulin-glutamic acid ligase activity.
AAGUGUACGAACUAAUCAUCAUACAAGACUUUUUUUUUCAGAUCUAGUUUUCAAAAUCAUUUCCAUGGAGAUGACGAAUUGGUACUUUUAGCACCACAAUGGGUUAAUAAUGCGCGAAAAGGGUAAAUCUGGACAUCUCCUCUGUGAGCAAAGACAAUUUUCCCCAAGAGAUUCCGCUGUCGUCUCGCACGCCAUUGCGAUCGGUAACUAUGGACGAUUGCAAUCAUGAUUUAGCUGAAAACGCGGCUGCCAUGGCUAAAGACCACUUUAAUUUGCUUGAUUCGAGCACUGUGAAUGAUAAUUGUGAACGAAGAGGGAAAGAAAUCGAAGACGAAGCAUCUAUAGCUGAGGAUUGCGAAGACGAAGAUGUGGAGCAAGUUCGAAACCCAACAACAGCACAGACAAAUCAGGAUCGCAAACGCGUGGUAAACAAUUCGAACAAAAAAAAGCCUGUUAGGAAACGCCGGGUUACAGCUAAUAUUGCUGCUACAAAAUACGAAGUUGUUCGUAAAGUUUGUCUUCAGAGUGGAAUGUAUAUCACAAGAGAUGACGAUUUCAACAGUUUCCUCAUUUGGAGUGACUCAGCUGUUCCAGUGGAAAGGAUCAUAGAGUUAAAAUCUUUUCAGAAAAUAAAUCAUUUUCCAAGUAUGGGAGAGAUUUGUAGGAAGGACAACCUAGCACGAAACAUGGCAAAAAUGCAAAGAGCUCAUCCAGAAGAAUACAACUUUACUCCACAAACUUGGGUUCUCCCAGCAGAGUAUGCCACAUUUCAAGCUUAUUGUAGAGAACUAAAGAAAAGGAAGAAACAGAGAACAUUCAUUGUUAAGCCAGCCAAUGGGGCCAUGGGAAAUGGGUAAGUUUAAUUCAUAAUACCAUCAACACAAGAGUGUUUAGACAAAUAAUUAAAAGCCUAUAACAAUAAACAACAGCUACAUGUAUAUUAAUUAUA